AUGGCGGCCGCAGAUAUCGGAAACACGACCGACAUGUCAGAACUUAGGUUGGUGCUGCUGGGUGGAAAUGCAGCUGACAAGAGGGCAGCAGGAAACACCAUCCUGGGAACAGAGGAAUCACAAAGGGACAGCAUCCAGGACAGAGAGAGCAGACAGGGAGAGGUGGCCGGGAGACGGUUGACUGUAGUGGACACUCUAGAUUGGUUCAGCAGUGGACUCUCUGAGAAGGACAUGAGACAGGACGUAGGAAAUUGUGUCCGUCUGUCUGCCCCAGGACCUCACGCCUUCCUCCUGGUGGUUCCAGUGGAGCCGUCUGAAGGGACGGAAAAGAGGAUGCUGGAGAAGAUGGAGGACUUUUUUGGGGAGGGCUGUUGGACACACACACUAAUUAUUUUCAUCCAUACUGAGGGGCAGGUAGAGAGGAGUGUGGAGGAGUUGCUCCAGACAGGGAGCCAGGAGCUCCAGCAGCUGGUAGAGAAAUGUGGGAACAGGUGUCACCUUCUCAACAUCAGGGACACACCUGAUGACACCGAGAUCACACAGCUACUAGAGAAAAUAGGAGAGAUGGUGUCAGGAAACAGAGAGGAAGUGUACAAUAGUGAGACCUACCAGGAGGCAGAGAGACAGCUCAGAGGGGUGGAGAGAAAGAUGACGAGGCAAAGAGAGGAAAGG
This is a messenger RNA of Engraulis encrasicolus (European anchovy), 672 nucleotides long. RefSeq names its product GTPase IMAP family member 4-like. Gene Ontology annotation, molecular function: GTP binding. The annotation marks the transcript as partial. The transcript has 2 exons. NCBI's taxonomy places the organism in Eukaryota, Metazoa, Chordata, Actinopteri, Clupeiformes, Engraulidae. The record is from RefSeq and is a predicted model, not a curated record.